AUGGUUGGAAGUGAUAGAAAGGAAUGGUCGGAUAAGCUUGAUGAUGCAUUAUGGGCGUUUAGAACAGCUUUUAAAACACCUAUUGGUACUACACCAUAUAGGUUGGUUUAUGGGAAGAGUUGCUACUUGCCAGUUGAGAUAGAGCAUAAAGCAUUUUGGGCUUUAAAGAUAUGUAAUUUUGAGUUAAAUGAACUACGUGCCAACCGGUUGAUACAAAUGAAUGCUCUCGAAGAACUUAGAAACGAAGCCUACAUAAGUUCUUUGAUUUAUAAAGACAAAACUAAGAAGUGGCAUGAUAUGAGGCUUAAAGGUAAUAAAGAGUUUCAUGAAGGACAAAGAGUGCUACUUUUCAACUCAAGGUUGAAACUGUUUCCCGGAAAAUUGCAAACAAGGUGGGACGGGCCAUUUGUUGUCAAACAAGUUUUCCCACAUGGAGCUAUCGGGCUUAUUUCAAGAGACGGGAUCUAUUUCAAGGUUAAUGGGCAUCGAGUGAAGCAUUACGAGGACGGAAUGCCAAGUGAAGAAAGGGAGGGUGAAAUCUUCAAGUUCACACGAGCAGAAACAACGUAG
Lactuca sativa (garden lettuce) is the source of this 570-nucleotide messenger RNA. RefSeq lists its product as uncharacterized. NCBI's taxonomy places the organism in Eukaryota, Viridiplantae, Streptophyta, Magnoliopsida, Asterales, Asteraceae. Gene Ontology annotation, molecular function: nucleic acid binding. The record is from RefSeq and is a predicted model, not a curated record.